AUGGCUGCUCUGCCCCACCAGUCGUUUCUCCGCAGCCCCGUGCGCUUCAAUGCCACUGCAGCCACCCCUGCCGCUGCCGCCGAUGCCGUCUCCUCCUUGCGAUCCUCUCAGCUUCAAGUUGGCGCUUGGAUGCUCGGCUGCACGUCCCUCAUCUUCGGUGCUGUAGUUCUCGGAGGCGUAACCCGCCUUACGGAGAGUGGUCUCUCCAUGACCAAGUGGCACCCCAUCAAGGGCAUGAAAGCUCCUACAACUCAGGCCGAAUGGGAGGCUGAGUUUGAGCAUUAUAAGCAGUUCCCAGAGUACAAAUACUCUGUGGGUAUGACACUCGAGGACUUUAAGCAAAUCUUCUUCAUGGAAUACGCACACCGCAUGUGGGGCCGUUUGAUUGGCAUGGCCUUCAUCCUGCCCGGCGCUUACUUUGCCCUGAAAAAGAAAAUUCAGCCGCAACUGCGUCCGGUUGUACUGGCUAUCGGUGGUCUCAUCGGAUUUCAAGGCGUAUUGGGCUGGCUGAUGGUGAAGAGUGGUCUUGAUUAUGAUCCCCAAGGCAAACACGCGCCACGUGUCAGUCAAUAUCGGCUUGCCGCUCAUUUGGGAUCAGCAUUUGUGCUCUACGUCAUGACUCUAUACACUGGCCUGCUCCACGUCUUGCCGGCACAGCCCCUUCAGGGGGACCUGAAACGUCUCCGCACGUUUCGUAAGCUGGCGCAUGGCAUUGCCGGACUGGUCUUUGUGACGGCCAUCUCUGGAGCUUUCGUGGCGGGCAUGGACGCCGGCCUCAUCUACAACGAAUUUCCCUUUAUGGGCGAGAGCCUCGUGCCCACGGACAUUAACGUUUUACAACCAAUCUGGAAGAACGUGUUUGAGAACCCAGCCACGGCCCAGUUUGACCACCGUGUUUUGGGCACAAGUACUGGUCUUGCUGUGGCGGGUUUGUGGGCCUACGCGCGCAAACUGUCACUCCCACCUCGUGCUCGUAUUGCCACGCACGCCAUGCUGGGCAUGGUCGCCGUUCAGAUUACCCUUGGCAUUAGCACCUUGUUGUACUUUGUCCCCACCCCCCUCGCUGCCACCCAUCAAGCCGGUUCUUUGGGAUUGUUGACGUUUGCAACAUGGUUGCUCUAUGAGCUCCGUGCUGUUCCCAAGUAA
Messenger RNA from Monosiga brevicollis MX1, 1146 nucleotides. RefSeq lists its product as uncharacterized. Bases 1 to 1146 code for a protein of 381 amino acids. The transcript has 11 exons. Lineage: Eukaryota; Choanoflagellata; Craspedida; Salpingoecidae. Gene Ontology annotation, molecular function: oxidoreductase activity, acting on NAD(P)H, heme protein as acceptor. The record is from RefSeq and is a predicted model, not a curated record. Gene Ontology annotation, cellular component: mitochondrial inner membrane. Gene Ontology annotation, biological process: heme A biosynthetic process.